AUGGAUCCAGAAAACAUGUUCAAUGUCGAUGAUUCCGGUUACACAACUGUGCAUAAACCUGGAAAAGUCAUCGCUAAAAAAGGCAAAAAAUAUGUAGGUUCACUUACGAGUGCAGAAAAGGGCAAAACGAUUACCGUUGUAUGCUGUGUUAGUGCAGUUGGGCAAUAUAUUCCGCCUAUGUUUGUUUCCCCAAGAGUAAGAAUGCGUCCUGAUCUCUUAGAUAAAGGGCCAGCGGAGGCUAUUGGAGUGGCAAACCCUUCUGUGUGGAUCAAUGAAGAAUUGUUUGGUGUUUGGUUUGAUCACUUUUUGAAGCUAGUUAGACCAGCUAGUCGUCCUGAACCUGUUUUGAUCAAUCUUGACGGUCACACAUCUCAUACUAAAAAUCUAACUUUGAUUGAAAAAGCAAGAGAAAAUAAUGUGGUUUUAUUAUCCCUUCCUUCUCAUUGUACUCAUCGAUUACAGCCGUUGGACGUGGCUGUAUUCAAAAGUAUAAACACAUUUUAUGAUCAAGCUGUGGCAACAUGGUUAGCGCAACAUCCUGGCAAAAUUGUGACAGAAAAGGAGAUACCUGAGCUUUUUAUGAUUGGAUAUGGGAAGGGAGGAACAAUAAAAAAUGCUGUAUCUGGGUUUAAGAAAUGUGGAAUUUUUCCAUUUGAUCUCGAAGUAUUCACAGAAGAAUAG
Messenger RNA from Anoplophora glabripennis (Asian longhorned beetle), 681 nucleotides. RefSeq names its product jerky protein-like. Gene Ontology annotation, molecular function: DNA binding. The transcript has a single exon. The record is from RefSeq and is a predicted model, not a curated record. Bases 1 to 681 code for a protein of 226 amino acids. Lineage: Eukaryota; Metazoa; Arthropoda; Insecta; Coleoptera; Cerambycidae. Gene Ontology annotation, cellular component: nucleus.